This is a messenger RNA of Scatophagus argus, 5266 nucleotides long. It is a transcript of the gene rnpepl1, whose product is annotated as arginyl aminopeptidase like 1. Lineage: Eukaryota; Metazoa; Chordata; Actinopteri; Scatophagidae. Gene Ontology annotation, molecular function: zinc ion binding; metalloaminopeptidase activity. Bases 1406 to 3541 code for a protein of 711 amino acids. The record is from RefSeq and is a predicted model, not a curated record. Gene Ontology annotation, biological process: proteolysis. The transcript is spliced from 11 exons.
AACUUUUUCCUGCUCUUGUUACUUCCUGUUUUGUCCGGAGCGGAGUCUCCUGUGUCCUCUCAUUCCUCUUCUGUUGUCUUCUCUGUCUUUGUUGGAUAAAACUCUCCUUUGUUCACCUCGUCGUCUCUCCUCCAUCAGCCGGACUCACAGCCCACCAGCAGCUAACAUUAAACCCCACCGGGAGUCUCUGGAUCCAGUGUCCGGGACACAGCGCACAGAGCCGCGUUGAGUUCUCAUGAGGAGCCGGUGUUUGUCUGGUUCUUCUGCUCCGAGUCCACCUGAUGGAUUUUACAUAAACUGUUUGUCCUGUGACACGACAAACAAUGCGCUCUCUGGUGCUAAUGCUAAUUAUAGUCUUUGCUAAUUAGCCUGCUGUGCUAACCAGCUUAGUUAAAUGAGUUAACGCUGUUCUCUGUUUUGACCUCAUCGACGUUAUCUUGUCCUGUUAAAGUGCCCGUUUUCUAAAGCCAGUUCGGUUAAGUCAAUUAGAGCUAAAGGUGCUAACGUUACAGUGACUUAGCUAGCCUCGGCUAAAACUCGGUUUAAAUCUGCUCCUGGGUCGGGUUAAACUGAGUUUUAAAUGGGCUCAGCCGGGAUUUAAAUAUCGAGUUUAGAGGGUUCGACUCGGUCUUGAUUCAAGUGUCCUUUGCGGUGUUUAUUGCAGGUUUUGAGUUCAGUUUGGCUUUAUUUGAAUAAGUUUUUGAAUGUAGUUUGGUGUGGUUGACACGGAGGGUUGAAAGGGUCGAGACAGUCUGUGGUCUUAAACCGUGAGGUAGACUGAAUUUCAGUCAGUCCUGCGUUACAGCGGCUCAUUGAUCCAAGUGGCGGACAGGAAGUCCCAGGUCUUGUGUUGAACUGGGUUACGCAUGUGUUGUGUCUUGGGAUCGGUGGGGUCUAGAGGUUAAAGCUCGGUUCUGGAUGAAAAGUGGCCUUUUUGGUGUUCAUUUCAGCUUUAGUUUUGUUUCAGUCAGACUUUAAGCUAAGCUGGUCUGACUUUGAGAGCUGAUUUCAGUUAGUUUCUGCUUUAAAACGACAUUUAAAGUUUGUUCAUGUAGUUUGAAUUGGGUCCAGGCAGGUGAAGUAGUCCCGUGUGAAGCUGGGUUACAAAUGUGUUUACUUGGGGUCCAGAAAAAAGAAGUCUUGAGUUAAAUCAAGUCCUUGAUUUAAGUGUCCUUAUCAGUCUUUAUAGCUGCUCCGCAUUUGGUUUGGACUUUUGUUAAUGAGGUUUUGAAUGUAGUUUGGGUUUACGUAGAAAUAACUUCCCCUUAAAACUGGGUCUGAACGUGGUCCGUGUUUCUUCUGCCCUCGUGAAUACAGCUCGUGUUGGUUCUGAAGUCUGUGGUUCUCGUUGGUCUUUGAUGCAGUUAGUCCAGGUCUAGGCGGGGUUUAGUCCCAGGUUUAGCUCAUGAUGGCAGAGCUCCACCAGACUCCCACCUCGCUGUGCUGCUGCCGUAAAUCCCUGCCGGUCUCUGGGAACCGAUGUGUCGGGCCCUCAGCAAGUCCGGGUCCUGGGUCCCCACGGUGCCCCCUGGUGGACGUGGCCUCAGCAUCUAACUUCCGCUGCUUCCAGCUGCAACACUUCCACCUGGACCUGCGGCUGAACUUUGCUGUGAAGGAGAUGAGCGGUUGGCUGGUUCUGGACCUGGUCCCGGUCCAGCCAGGGGUUCAGACGCUGGUCCUGGACUCUCACCCCUCCCUCCUCAUCCACUCCAUAGACUGUAAGGUCCCUGGGGCCGGGCACGAGGAGCCCGUCUCCCUCACGUACCGGGUCGACCCGUUCACGGACUACGGCUCCUCGCUGAACAUCAGCCUGCCGACAGCAGCAGUGAAACCAGGCCAACUGAUCCAGAUCACAGUCCGCUACACCACCACAGACGGACCGGCGAUCUGGUGGUUGGACUCUGAGCUGACCUGUGGUCAGUCUCGUCCUCUGGUCUUCACUCAGGGUCACUCAGUGUGUAAUCGCUCCUUCUUCCCCUGCUUCGACACGCCUGCUGUCAAGAGCACAUACACGGCCACAGUGAGGGUUCCAGACGGAGUGACGGUUCUGAUGAGUGCGUCUCGGAGCUCGUACUCCAAACAGGACCGCGUCUUUCAGUUCUCCAUGGAGUUUCCUGUCCCGUCCUACCUGGUGGCGUUGGUGGCCGGAGAUCUGCAGCAUGUCGAUGUCGGCCCGCGGAGUCGUUUGUGGGCGGAGCCAUGUCUGCUGUCCUGUGCAGUGAAGAAACUCGGUGGCAGCGUGGAGCGCUGGCUGGGAGUGGCCGAGGAGCUGUUUGGACCUUACCUGUGGGGCAGGUGUGACAUCGUCUUCCUCCCCCCCUCCUUCCCCAUUGUUGCCAUGGAGAACCCCUGCCUCACCUUCAUCAUCGCCUCCAUCCUGGAGAGCAGCGAGUUCCUGCUGAUAGACGUCAUCCACGAGAUCGCUCACGGCUGGUUCGGCAACGCCGUCACCAACGCCACCUGGGAGGAGAUGUGGCUGAGCGAAGGCCUGGCCACCUACGCCCAGCGCAGGAUCACUACUGAGGCUUACAGUGAAGCGUUCACCUGUCUGGAAACUGCCGUCCGAUUGGAUGCUCUCCACAGACAGCUGCGUCUCCUUGGAGACAACAACCCUGUGAGCAAACUGCAGGUCAAGUUUGAGCCAGGUGUGAACCCCAGCUGUCUGAUGAAUCUGUUCACCUAUGAGAAAGGUUUCUGUUUCGUGUCGUACCUGUCGCAGCUCUGUGGAGACGUGAGACGCUUUGACUGUUUCCUCAGGGAUUAUAUCUCAGAGUUUAAGUUUAAGAGCGUCGUGGCUCAGGACCUCAUCGACUACUUCCUGGGUUAUUUUCCCGAGCUGAAGGACGCAGCUGUCGCCCAGAGAGAAGGUCUGGAGUUUGAGCGCUGGCUGAGCGGCUGCGGACCUCCUCUGUAUGAGCCCGACCUGUCAGCGGGGGGCGCCCUGACUCGGCCCGUUCAGGAUCUGUGCGAGCUGUGGAGGAGCGGCGACGUCCCCGACCUGCACGCCGUGUCCACGUUUGACCUGUCGGCCUGGAGCACCUUCCAGAUCGUCCUGUUCCUCGACCGCAUGCUGGACCUGUCCCCCCUGCCACACGAUGCGAUGGCAGCUCUGUCUGGCUGUUACUCGUCUCUGUUUGACGGUUUGAAUGCUGAGGUUCAGAUCCGCUGGCUGCAGAUGGUGGUGAGGAACAGCUUCUACCCCGAGCUGCCGCGAGUGCGAGCUUUCCUCCACAAACACACGUCCAGGAUGUACACCGUGCCGCUGUACGAUGACCUGGUUGCCGGGGUGAUGAAGUGUGUUGCCGUGGAGAUUUUCAACCAGACCCAGCGCCGCCUGCAUCCAAACCUCAGACGGACAUUACAGCAGAUCCUGUACCAGACCGGCGCUGCCCCGACCAAUCAGAACGGCCCCGCUCUGUCCAUCCUACCGCCCUCCCCCUCCCCCUCCUCACAGCUUCAGCCCGCUCCCACGGCGACCACCUCCGCUGCUGCCGGGACGACGGCCGCCAUCGCUCUGCGGGACGUCAACGUCUCGGCGUGAAGCGCGCGUCCUGUCCCUUGACGGCGGCUGCGGUUGGCUUGGCUCGGCCGAAAGUUUGAACACUGUGAUGAAGGAAACAGGAAGUUCACUCCAGAGAGUUCUCAUCGUGUGAUUAGUCAUGUGACUCUUGACAGCUCCUCUGAUUGGACGUCAGGGGUCCCAGAGUGUGGUGAAAAUUUAAAGAUUUUUAUUCCUCAGUGCAAUUUAUCUGAUAACUUGAAAUAAGACACGAGAGUCUGGUUUCCUCGGUUGAGUCUGUUUUAGCGUCUCUUCAGCUCAUCUCUUCUUCUUCCUCUGAUUGGACAGGAUGUCCGGAGGAACAGACGAGUGAUCGAUCGAUGAUCCGUCAUGACUGGGAGGCUCAUUUCUGUUGCAAAAAGGAAAAGUUUGGAACUAAAAAUCCUAAAACUGAAGUUAACUUUAAUCAUCUGAAUGUUCUGAUCUAAAUUAUGAGAUUCAAGUCCAGGUGUUUUGUUUUUGUUCACUCGCUAAUUGAUCAAUCGGUUUUAUGUUCGAUUCUCUGAGGUCACGUCGAAGUCCUGCAGUUUUAAUUCGAUGACGGCCUCAACACUCCCGAAUGUCAAGUUAAUUAUCUGCCAUGCGCUUUUAUUUUGAAGGUCAGUGCUUUUAGUGUUGCAGCAGGAGACGUUUACCUGUUGGUGUCACUCGGCGAGCUUCGUUUCUUGUCGUCACCUGGUCUUAUUUUAAACAUUUUGACUUUUUUAUCAGAAUUAUGACUCAUUUUCUCAUAAUUUUGCGUAUUUUUCUGAGAUAAUUUUUAUUCCUGAACUCUUCCUCUCAGAAAUCAGCCCCCACAAAUAUAAUUAUUGUGAGAUUGUGAUCUUUCCACCUGUUCCACACCUGUUGGUCAGGUGUGCACGUGGUUCUAGAGAAACGAUGUGUUCACAGUCUCACAAAGUGUCCGUGUUUUGUGCUUCAGUCACUCUGUAGCUGAAACGAACAAGUGGCUCCAGGUUCAUCUUUAACUCUACCUCCUGAUUUUGGCAAACCUGCAGACGAGGACUCGGGACAGAAACACCCAAACUCUCAAAGUGGACAUUUUCACUGUGUCGCAGUCGUCAUGUGGCAAAUUCACAGACCAGCAGAUUUCCACCUGAGUGGCCUUAGUGCUGCGUUCACUUGCAGCUGGGAACCGAGAGGUUUCAGAGAGACGGUUCAGAUCUGCUCGUCUGCUUCUUCUUCAUCCCUUUAAUGUGGAUUCUGACUGUUCUUGCCUUCGAUCAGCAGCAAUAAAACAACAGUUUUUUUAUUGUAGUUUACUGAUUCAGAACAUUUACUCUGAAAACAAGUGAGGAAAAGGAAAAGUAGCAAAAAACCCAGAGGCCGGAGAGCAGACCGUCACAAGCAGAAACUGAACUCGGUUUCAGUCACUCGGUUUCACCUUUAAACUGAAGAAAAUCAAGCAAACAUAACAGAAAUUAACAGGAGCCGCCCACCGGACGAUGACUUCAUGCUUUUAUUAAACCUGAUUUGAUCCAGACUGACUGAUGGAAAAAUCAAUCUGUCGAUCCUGAUCAGUACUGAUCAUUUUACACUAAUCAUUAUCUAAGAACUAACAACAAUAUAUACAAUAUAUAAUAUAAAGUUUAUCGAAGUGAAAUGUGUUGGAUUUCAGAAACAUCCCACUGUUCCCAGCUGUCAGUGAAUGCCUCUUCACAGAAAAUUUGUAAUGAAUGUUUGACAACAAAUAAACACUUGAAAGUA